UUUGUCAUUCUAUGACCCAGUUGAUUGAUCAACAUGUCGAUACGUUAAAUGCAGUGUUUAUUUGGAUUUUUAUAUCUAACAUUAAUAGACUUAUAAUUGAAAGAAACAAAUAUGUUGUAUCCUUACGAUAUAAAUAACUGAGUUUUUAAAAUGUACGUGUUCUUGAUUAUAUAUUUUAAGUUUUGAAUUCUUUAAUAUGUCAUUGCCGCUAAGAGUAAUAAUGAGAGUUGUUGGGAAAAUUUUAAAGGCUUUUUAAAGACAAAUCAGUAAGAAGAUUUGAUGGUAUUAAAUUAUUUGACCCCCUAUAUAUAACAGGUGUUUUCACACUCAAGGCAAUCACUUAUUGUCAAAGAAAAAGAGAAAUAAGUCCGUUUGUUUAUGACCUUGAGAUUUGUCUCUUUUUUUUAUUUGGUAAUAAUGGGGAACUGCAUGGAGAGGUGGAUGCAAGGAGAAGGAGAAGAAGGAGAGAUAGAGGCAAGAGCAAAGGCAAAAGAGUCAUUCAAACUUGAUGGUGAUGAUGAUGACCAAGAUGGAGGUCAAGGUGGAACGAAGGUGAAGAUAGUGCUUACAAGACAUGAAUUGGAUAUGUUUUUGCUUCAGAUGAAUAGGAAUCAUGAAGGAAACUUGAUGAUGACAAAGGAUGUUAUGGUAGAGCUAGAGAAGAGGAUCAUAAAACCAACACCAUCUUUAUCAUCAUCACCAUCAUCGAUGGCGUGGGAACCAUCUUUAGAGAGCAUCAUCGAGUGCCCCGAAGCUCAAGAGAUGGAUAGAUGAGGACGCUAUGAUGAUCUAAAUUGCAUUGUGUUAAAUCACGGUGAUCGGAAAUUAUAUAAUUAACAUUUUUGCAUCACUCUAUGUCUUUUAGAUAGAUAUUUUUUGUUAGACUAGACUCGAGGUCGAUAUCGUACCAUAUAUAAUAAGAUCUUUAAUCUAUCAAGAAAUAUAAAAUUAAUUUGGUUACUUU
This is a messenger RNA of Brassica napus (rape), 964 nucleotides long. RefSeq lists its product as uncharacterized. Bases 379 to 774 code for a protein of 131 amino acids. The transcript has a single exon. The record is from RefSeq and is a predicted model, not a curated record. Lineage: Eukaryota; Viridiplantae; Streptophyta; Magnoliopsida; Brassicales; Brassicaceae.